CUUGUUAUCAUCGAUGAGCCAGUUCUUGAGGAAGCUGCAUGCCGACACACACACACACACACACACCACUCCGCGGACGGGCGAGUCUUUUGCAAUUUGUGUUGUCUUGCAUGACAUGAGCAUACCAGUGCGGCCCUCUGUGUGUGAAGUAGCGGCACUCGACGGUCUCGCGACACUUCUGUCGGCACUCCUCAACCGUCAGAUUGCUGUCCCUCCAAUCGUGAGAUAUCACACUCCUACACACACACACACACACACGGGCAGCCAGCGCCCAGUGAGAUGAGAGGUGGCAGUGCUCGCCACACCCUCCAUCUCACCCACACAGCGUACCAGAGAUGGUCGAGAUUAUAUUGGUCGCAAGGCCGUCUCUCGUCGAGCGGGCGGCAGUCCCUCGCACCCUUCUUCCCAUGCGCAAUGAGGUCGGCGCCCCGCUCAUCCACCUCGCCAGUCUGCACAACCGCCGUUACGUUGGUGAAGAGGAAGCACUCGGCUUUCCUGCCCUCACACCAACAACAACGAACACACAGAUUAACACUCACACACACACACGUGUUCCGUUCAAUGCAUUGAUGAAUGACAUCCUGCGCGCUUCAGUGCACAACCAAGGUGGAUGUGAUGUGCACUGUCCACAAACCCCCACACACACCAGUCGAAGCUCCAAGCCCUGCAGUCGUCCCUCUCGUCGCAUUUCCGGGCGCAGCCGUCUGUGAUCCACACCCGCCGCUUGCUCUGCGGUUUGCCGUCCAGGUAUGAGCCUCUUAAAGUGGACUGCCACCUCUGCAGUGCACACACAGACAGAACAGACAGGCACAUCAAUCACAUCACAUCACAGUGCACAGGUACAGACAGGUGUGUCAUUUCAUUUGUGCCUGUGAUGGUUGGCUGACUCACCCAGCAUUCACUGUCGAGUUGGUGGAGGGUAGUGGCCUGCUCCACAAAGCCACCGCUGGGAGGCUGAGCAGCAUCAACAACACGCCUCACAAGCAAAAUGGUGAUGCAGCCGAGGAGCCGCUGCAGGCGAGGGAGAUGCCGUCUGCUUGAUCCGAUUGAUCUGCCGCAGUUGAUGAGAGAGCUGCUGGGCAGGCAAACGCUCAGCAUCUGCAGUGGCGUCCACGGUGUAUGUUUGAGAAGCACAGAGCGGUCAUAGAGCCGGCAUAGAUCUUGC
Messenger RNA from Vitrella brassicaformis, 1165 nucleotides. Lineage: Eukaryota; Vitrellaceae. The record is from the annotation of a GenBank genome assembly.